This is a messenger RNA of Racocetra persica, 552 nucleotides long. The record is from the annotation of a GenBank genome assembly. Lineage: Eukaryota; Fungi; Glomeromycota; Glomeromycetes; Diversisporales; Gigasporaceae.
AAAGUUGUAGAUUUAAUUAUACAUUAUGUUGAAUAUACAUAUUCACGUUUUAAAAAAACUGAGUUUGAAAAAUCAUGUGGUUGUAAAAUUGUUGAAUUUAAUAGUCAAGUAUUUGGAAUUUAUGCUAAAAUCAAAAAUCAGUCAGAAUCUGAUUUUAUAACUGUUUUGUGGAAAACACUUUAUUUAGAUCAUACAACUGUUUGGUGGAAAAGACUUCAUUUAGAUCAUUAUGAUAAAUUUUUUGGGGAUAUUAAAUGGAAUGUUUGUUAUAAUAUUAUGAUUUGUUAUUAUGAUGAUAAAGAUGAUAUAUAUUCUACUAGACAAGUAAAGAGUGCGAAUGUUGGAGAUGUAUUUAGAAUUAUAGUAUCACCUUUAUUGAUUAAGGAGAAAUGUGAUAAACCAAAUAAUAGUAUUUAUAUUACAAAUGAUUCGAAUCACAAAAAUAUAAUUGGACAACUACAAGCAGUUUUAUUGGCAUGGCUCUCUUCAAAACUUGAGCCAUAUUUUUCAGGGAUAAUCACUAAAGCAUAUGAUAAGAAAAUAUUAAAAGAA